GCUAACUUUCGGGAAUUGUAAGCACGGCUUUGAGCCAUGCCGUGCCCACCUGGUUGCCCUUCUAUUUGUGGGGUUGCGGGAUGCGUGGAGCACGUGGACUCGCCGACGUGGGAUCCAUGGCGAGGUAUCUACGUUGCCCGAUGCUUGCGGUCAACCGGGCGCAUUUCCUACCACCAGGUUUACUAUGAUCCGAAGACGCUGAUAUGGACAUGGACCAGCAGGAUUUCGAAUGCGGUGCCCAAGCUCAAGGAGAAGGUCCCUUGGCUGGUGGUGGACGGACGAUGGAUGGGCAUUAACUGUGGAAGUGACGUGUUUGAUCAUGUUGCCUGUGGUUUUUUCUUCGGAACUUGGAUCCAUGAUGGUUAUGGAUGACCCAUGCAUACGGUGGAGCCCAUGAUAGGCUAUCCGCAUCUAUCCGCGAAUUAUGCCUGGCCAAUCCUGGCCAUCACUUAGAAUUGCCCAAGCCAAGCCCCAA
Molecule: messenger RNA, 475 nt
Organism: Durusdinium trenchii
Lineage: Eukaryota; Dinophyceae; Suessiales; Symbiodiniaceae
Source: the annotation of a GenBank genome assembly